Molecule: messenger RNA, 9598 nt
Organism: Uranotaenia lowii
Lineage: Eukaryota; Metazoa; Arthropoda; Insecta; Diptera; Culicidae
Gene: Prosap
Product: SH3 and multiple ankyrin repeat domains protein 2
Exons: 14
Coding region: 2264-6748 (1494 amino acids)
Cellular component (GO): postsynaptic density; dendritic spine; postsynaptic membrane
Molecular function (GO): synaptic receptor adaptor activity; ionotropic glutamate receptor binding
Source: RefSeq, a predicted model, not a curated record
UCCGUUCGAUGAACUCGGCCUUCCUUGCGUAAACUGUGUUGGGUAGCGGUUUCGCUAACCGUUUGAGAAAAAUUUCUGGUUUUCUCGGUACGAUUCUGUGUAGAGAAGAAGCAAAAAACGAAAACGAACGAAGGAGGACUUUACGCGUGUUUUUCCAGCAGCACCAACACCAGCGGAAACUCCUACGCCUGACGGCGGAUCGCUGCUGCUGGCUGGUGUUUUGGUCCGAUUUGUGUGUAUGCGGGGGCAUGUGUUUGUGAGUUGGCUGAUGGAGGAUUGACAACAGGGCGUCCUUGCGGGACUGCCGCGGUUGUUUUUCGUGGUGCUGCUGAGGGUUGCGAAUUUUCGACAGCACAACUUUUGACAGUUUGGUGUUGUGCGGGAUUCGCUCGCAUGGCUGUCUUCGAUGUGCACUGGUGUUUGUGCGUAGGUGACAAGUGAAUUCCUUUCUUGAAGUUGUGUAGCACAUGCGUGCAUAUUGAUACGAUAUCAUAUCGCGUUUUUGGAAUUUUCGGAUGUAGGUGUGCAAGUGGUGGUGCGCCAAAAGGAUUGGUCCCUACGGCGAUGAAAAAUUUCGGAAAAGAAAUUUAAUUAAGGCGUUCUGAAGCUGCUUCUUGAAAGUCCAGCAAUUUGUGAAGAAUACUCCUGGCAAGUGUAUCGAUCGAAUCUGUCAAAUUAAGGAGAAACCUGAGUAGGUAGCCCUUAAAAAUUCCAGGGAAGCGUCUGGAGGAUUAUUGCACAAGACCCAGUGGACGGGUGGAAAAUAAUCGAUAACUCGGAUGUUUUGGUCCGGCUCCAGCUGAAGUGUUCCGGAGAGUUGUAGGAUGAGGCCUCUUCCUUGCUGAGCAAGAAGCAGAAGGGUGGAUGCUGCUGUUUGACAACAGUGCUGAAAAAGGGUGUGGAAUUUUUUAUCCAACUGGUCCACUGUCUGGAUUGCUAAGAUUGAUAAAAAGAAGCCUAAUUGUGAAGCCGUCCGGGAAGUGCGAUUGAUUGAUUUAUCACAAACCAAGAUUGAUCACGGCCUGCUGGGAUAGUUGUUAAAUCGGAUAUAUCAGUUAUUUAUCAGAGUUGUCUUUAGGAGCCAUAAGAAAAAAAAAUCGAAUGUGCAGACAAGAGGUGGACCCCUCUGAAGCCAUGCCGCUGUGAAAUUACGUUCCAUAGCGUUCAAUCCGAGUAGAAUUGCUUCAUACAAGCGGAACGCGUGUGAAAAAAAUCCGCUGAAUAAGCGAUAAAUGAGAGUGAAAUUUUACCAACCUUUUACGUCAGGUCUCCGCAGUUGAUUUUUUCCGGCCUUCUUUUUUAUCGGAGUGUAGUUGUUACAAAAUCGUUCGCAAUUAACGUAAAAUUGCCGACGAUCGGGCUGCUCAAAAGCAAUCACGCCUGCUUUGUUUACCCCCCCUCAGAAAAGUGUCUCGAAAAGUGGUGGCCUUCCGGUUGUUGUGAUCCGGUGAAUGAUUCAACUUUGGUUUGCAGUCGGUAUUAUAAUCGGCCAAAAUCGAUCGUGAUAAGUAUAAGAAAAGAGUGUUGGUGAUGAAAUAAUUAAUUCAAUCAUCGAAAAAAAAUUACUUCGGCAACCAGCCAAAUUGAGUUAAAAACCAAAAGAGCGUAUUGACCUUUUCAGUUUGGGGAACCGUUCGCGAGAACUUCAAACUCCCGAGGCCAUUUAUCAGAGUGGGAAAGACAAAACGCAAUUGGAUUAAUCGCACCUUCGUAGCUAGCAGCAGGACUUCGGGAACUGGUUUUCCCAAUUUGGUGGCCUUUCUGGAGAGAACCUGUGAAGCCGAAACACCAAAAAAUCCAGCGAGAGACACACUCAGAAAAAUAAACAGAUUAUCCAGAGAUAGAGAGUCAACCGACAUCGAAUCGAAUCGUGCGUCCAAACAAUGGGAUAACUCUUACCCACCGAGUUUGCUUCGUUCCAUCCGAGCGUGUCGUGUCGUCUCCAGAUCGGUUAACGCUCGGCCUACUUGAUUUGGUGAAACAAUAACAACCCGAAGCGAACCGAUUGCUUCGAUUCGAUGGAAGAGUCACGCAAAUUCGUCGUCUUCGCCUACUGUUAAAAGGAUCAUGAUUGUGAUUGAUGCUACUCGUGUUCGCGUUUAGAUAGAAUGUAGAUUCAAAAUCAUCCGAGUGAAGUGCGAAAAUAAUUUUAAGGUAAAAAAGUGGGUAAUGGCAUUUGGUGUUGUUUAGAAUUGGGGUUCCAAUUCCGGUACAGAAAAAAAGUGCUUGUGAUACCGAGCGACCAGAAGUAAAGUCUACGAAGAUGGACACGAUGACCUUCGACGACGAACCGCCACCCGAACCGAGGGAUGGCUGGCUGCUGGUGCGGAUCUUCGUGCCGGAGCUGAACGUCUACAAGUGUUUGCAGUUCCCAUCGGAUAAGAUCGUGUGGGACGUCAAGCAGCAGUGUUUGGCAUCGCUUCCGAAGGUUGCCUUUUGGUUCACGGAAUUGAAGGAAAGCUUCAACUAUGGACUGUUUUGUCCGCCUUCGAACGGGAAGGCGGGCAAGUUUUUGGACGAGGAACGGCGGCUCGGCGAUUAUCCGUUCAAUGGACCCGUCGGGUAUUUGGAGCUCAAAUACAAACGGCGCGUGUACAAGAUGCUGAAUCUGGACGAGCGACAGUUGAAGGCGCUUCACACCCGGGCCAAUCUGAGGCGCUUUCUCGAGUGCAUCCACGGAGGGCAGGUGGAAAAGAUCGCAAAGAUGUGUGCCAAAGGGCUGGACCCAAACUUCCACUGUCCGGAGACGGGAGAAACUCCACUGACGAUAGCAACGGGAACGAAGAAACCGAACAAGCUGCUGAUUGCCCUGGUCAAUGGAGGCGCGUUGCUAGACUAUCGGACCAAGGAUGGGACCACGGCGCUGCAUCGAGCGGUGGAGCGGGACAGUUUGGAGGCUGUGAGCACCCUGCUGGAACUGGGCGCCUCGCCAAACUACCGGGAUACCAAAAACCUGACGCCCGUUUACCUAUCGGUGACGCGGCGAACCGAUUCCAAAAUCUGCGAAAUCCUUCUUCAUGACCACGCCACCCUCGGCAUCCAAGACAGCCAGGGCUGGCAGGAAGUCCACCAGGCUUGUCGGAACGGGUUAGUGCACCACCUAGAGCAUCUGCUGUUCUACGGUGCGGAUAUGGAUGGGCAGAACGCUUCCGGCAAUACGCCGCUGCAUGUUUGCGCUGUUAACAAUCAGGAGGCUUGCGCUAGAAUGCUUCUCUUUCGGGGUGCCAACCGGGGCGCCCUAAACUAUGCCAAUCAGACACCGUACCAGGUGGCCGUCAUUGCCGGCAAUCUGGAGCUGGCCGAGAUGAUCCAGAACUACAAAUGCGAAGACAUCGUCCCGUUCCGUGGUCCACCACGGUACAAUCCGCGGCGCCGUUCCGGCCUCGGGUGGGGUUCGACCCUUUCCCGCAUCUACGGUGGGCCGCCAUCGCCCUGUCCCUCGGAACACCCGUUCAGUUCCGCCAGCUCGAGCCUUUCGGAGGGAUCGUCCAGCCACCGGAGCCACGAGGAUGACAUUAGCAUCGUUACAGACAAAAGCCUCGGGGACACGAGCGACAUCAUUAGCGAUUCGUCCGGUGUCGGUACGAAUUCGGACAGUGCGGCCUGCUCGAUCGGCCAUCCGAGUACCACGGUUGUCUGUAUGGAGGGCUACGAGGGCGACCUUUCCGGGCACAUUCAAAUCCAACCAGGUGACGUGAUCGAGGUGGUCGGUUCGACGGAUUGUGGCCUGCUGGAAGGUUUCGUGCGGGGUACCAACAAAACCGGCUUCUUCCCGGCGCACUGUGUCCAGGAGGUUCAAUUCCGGCAGAAGAGCAUCAUCAACGUUUCGACCUCGACACCGUCGCAUCAUUAUGUGAUCAGUGGAGCAGGUCAUAGCGAAGUCAUGGUGGUAGAUCCACAACAACAGCCGGAUGGGGGACAACUGCAGCAGCAGCAGCAGCAACACUAUAACAGCCAGACGGCACCGAGGACUAAAAAAGCCAUUCCUGGUGAACCCCGGACAGUUGUUCUCCAUCGGGCCAAACGUGGCUUCGGAUUCAUCCUCCGAGGAGCGAAAGCCUCAUCGCCGCUGAUGCAGCUCAAACCCACACCACGUUGUCCGGCCCUCCAGUACCUGGACGAUGUUGAUCCGGGUGGUGUGGCCGACAUGGCCGGUUUAAAACCGGGCGAUUUCCUCCUCUCGAUCAACAACGAAGACGUUGCCUGUGCAUCACACGAACACGUGGUCGACCUCAUCCGAAACUCCGGAUCGCUGGUUCAGAUGACGGUGGUAACGCUACCCCAGAAUCUAGUGAACUCGAUGAUGGAAACGCUGACUGGGGUCAGCAAUGGUGAUGCGAGUAGCCAACAUUCCGGAUCCGGUAUGAGCACACCGGUUUCAGCACGCCAAUGCUCAACGCUUCCGAGGCGACUGGCCAACGGUGGACAGCACCCGGGAGCCAAUGGUGGUGGCGGUGGCAAAAUGCCAGCCCCGAUGCCCCCAAGAAGAGAUCCAAAGACAACCCUUAGCGUAGGAAGAGCCCGUGCCAAAUCCAUGGUUGCCGGACUGGAAGGCGGAGGCGAACGGGACGACGAUGAGUUGGCCAACCAGACCAAAUACACGUCGGCCGAAUCGAUCCACCAUCAGCAUCAAAUGUCACAGUCAGCCAUCAACACCCCUACCCAGGGAGGUCCCGGAACUCCGGUUCAACCUCGUACAGCCAGCAUCAAAUCGCGCCCCACUUCUAGUCGAAUAACGGCCGCUGAGUUGGAAGAACUCUUCCAAAGGCAACAGGGCGCGGAUGCCAAUCGUUGCUCAAUGCUCAUGACAAGCUCCCGGUUCCAGUCCAGUGGAUUCGAUAGCGGUGCCCCCACGCCUCCUACCUCUCCUCAGAAAGGACCAAUCGUGUAUGCUAGUGUUGCCGAAAUGAAGCGCAAAAAGUCAUCCAAAAUCGGAACCCUCAGAGGACGACCCAUUCCCAUUCCACAAGUGUCCGGUUCCGAUUUGAAACGCACCUUCCACAGUACCCCGGACUUGGCUACCGUUGGCAUCACCGGAAGCAGCGAUACCCUUGGAAGCACCGGAACGCUCACCCCAUCGGCCAGCUGGUUCAACACCGUCGGCCACAAAGCUGGCGGAAGCAAAGGCCACCGAUCUCAGGAUGACGUACACGCGCUGCAGAAGCACCUAUCGAUGCAAAGACUGAAUCUCCCGCCACCAAACCACCCACCGCCACCUCCCCCCGUGGGCCAGGUGGUCAAGGUGGACAUCACCCGAGGUUCGGAGUACGAGUGCCUAUCCGCGCUCCAGAAGCACAUCCAAAUGAAGCAGAAACAGAAAUCCAAAUUGCAAGAAUCCGAAGUAAUGUCCAGCUUCAAACCGGACUCGAACGCCAAGCUGUACGCCUCGCCCCACGACAUCCGCAACGUUGGCUACCGAACGGCGAGUAUCACCUCGACAACCUCGGUGGCUACGACCUCGAGCAAUAGCAGCAGCGGCAACAGCAGCACCAGCGGAAAUAGUACUGCUAGUACAGAGAUCCGCAAAACGUCUUCGCUACGGUCGACAUCGUCGAGCACCGGAGGUGGAAGUGCCAUCAACGUGACGACGGUGACGAUCGGAAGUGGUGGUGGCGUUAGCAUCGGACAAACAACCACCGCCAACAGUGGUACUGCUACCGGUGCCGGUAGCAAUCCGUACGCUCAACCUGGACGACCCGGUACCGUUCAGCUGCAAGGGGGACAGAAACCCUCGCUGGAACGGGCACCGACCCUACCGGAUCCGGACUUCAGCCUGAGUGAAUCGGACCCGGAGGAGGAGAAUUCGGUGCGGUUAGCGCGCAGUCAGCUCAAGAAGGUCGAUCUCAGUCAGAAGGGGGGCGGUGCGGCAACGGCUGGUAAUCGGGUAACGGUCGUUACCAAUCCGGGAAUGGCCGCCGAAACCAGUGGCAACAGUAAUACGAGCGGCAGCAGUUCCGGUUCAAGCUCGAUUCCACAUUCCUUCUCGGUGGAAGAGAUCCAGAAGAUCCGCACCAAGCUGAAGUCAUCCAAGUCCUACCCGAACGACUUCCUGAGGCAACAGAAUCAACAGGCCGGCAACGAGCAGGGAGGCAACGGGAACAAUAACGAAGACAACGGCGAUAACAGCUCCUCCGGGGUGAGCAGCGAUCAGGAAGUUACGGUCACCGGCAAUGAGAAGGAACCGUCGGAUCCCAAGAAGGUUGGCUCCCUGCUGGAACAGAAGAAGAUGGCCGUCAUGAUAACCCCAACGACGGCAUCGAUCGUGGCCAAAGUUUCGGUUCGAAGCGAAGAGGAAGAGAAUCGCGAAGACGACGACCAGAGUCCAAGUCCCCCGGCGACGGGAUUCCAGCGGCACAAUUCUCUAACGCGAAAGCAGGCGGCCUCGAUUGCGGCAAGCCGAGCCGCCAAAGCCAACCAGCAAAACCUUCAGCAGAGGCACGCGGUCACGCUGGCAACACUACCUCCACCGAUGGAAGCGGCCGAUUCGGAUGAAGCCGACUCGGCGGCCGUUCUUCCGCCACCGGCCGAAUUUUGUGAUAUGCUUCCGCCAGCACCGGCUCCGGCAAUGAUGGGCGGUACACUAUCACGGCAUCACCAUCAUCAGCACCAUCACGGGCACCAGCAUCAGCAUUCCGGGAGUCAGCAUGGCGGUAGUGCCGCAGCCUCUGUCGGUUCCCACAAUCCCAACUGCAAACGAGUACGCAUCGUCGGUGCCGUUCCGAAGGUCAAUCGCAUGAAUAGCCAGUAGGUUUAGAGCGAUAUUUAAAGGUAAGCGCAGAACAACACCACUUUAUUACCACUAGAGUAGCUAGAAAAGCCCUGAUCCUCUCUUUGAAUGUAUUCAAAAAAGGAAAAAUUUUAUCGAGUUUCCGGUCAUCUACUAAAGGUUUUAAGAGAUUGACGAAACCUUUGGAAACAAAAGUGGGCCUACAGACACGCAUUUUCGAAUAGCUAAUAAUGGAAGGUUGUUUCUGCUAGAGAAACACCAAUUUCGUGUGGCUUUCUCGUAUACAUUUUCAUCAUAUUAAGCCAUAUUAUAGUUAAAGAAUGAAAGGAACAAAACAAAAUUUAAAACGAAAUCGAACCAUGAAAAAAACCAAUUUCGUAUCUCUCGAGACCUUCGAGAAAACGCUCAAAAUGUUGCUUGAAAGUUGGUUGAAUUAUUUUUAAAAGUUUAACUUUUUUUUAUCAAGAGAAAAUUUAUGCCGAAAUGCAGUGCAAUAUCAUUUGUCGAUGACAAUGAUCGGAAAAGUAAAAUAUAAAAUGAAAAACUGAAAAAAUAACCUUUUGAUAGAAAAAAAAACCGCAAACGACCUUUCAAGCAAGUAAGCUAAUCAACUGUUUAUAUUGUACAUUUUUAUUUAGUUCCAUGAACCCUAACUUUAAGUUUGUUAUUCCUUAUUAUUAAAUAUCAACCCAGGGAUAGCUCCCGACGAGUUGGUUGAAACAUAUCGAAAGCCCUCUUUCGAAUAGUUCACACUGCAACAAUCGACUGUGAACCAUUUUGAGAAUGUGUUUUCGUUCAGUGUUUCAACAGAAAAACCAACCGUAUCGUAGCAGGCCUUUACGAUCCUAGUACUAGUUUGCUCAUGUUUCGUUUGAUUCUUUCCAGUCUAAGUUGGCUUUGAAGAAGAUAAACUUAUUGUUAAGUUGAAAAAACUAAUCAUAACUCAUAGUUAAAAAAAAGCUUCAGCGUCAUAAGAGUCGCAUUUCGAUAUGAGAGAAUGUGCAUUUUAAUUGCUUUGUUGUAACUUUUCUUUUGUAUGAUAGUUACUCUCGAUUUCACCGAGUUUCGUUGAUCUUCAAUUGUACUAUACACUGAGAAAAUAUCAUAAGUUGGAAUUAAGAGCUUCCUUCCUUCAAUUUGUACAUUCUAAUCAACUCGUGGAAGUAUUAUUUCUGUCUCUUUAAUUAAUUACAUUAAUUAACAAGUCACAAGCAGAGCAGAGCGUAAGCCAAGUGCGAUUUGAUUCGCCUUGAAAUUUGAGUGAAUAUUUUUUCAAAAGACCAUUCGAAGACGUCUUCAAACCCAUGGGAUCGAUCUUCGUUUUAUGAAAAACAAUAGAGGCAACGCUCUGAUCGGAACAACAACUAUUCGUCCGAUUCAAGAAUCGAAUCCCAUGUUGUUGUAACUAUUCGCGAGAUUGCACUAUACCAAGUAUAAUCAAUUUUAGUUUGACUUUUGCGUGAUAAAAAUGCACCUUCCCUAGCGAUUUUUUCGUUGUGCGUCCAGCCAAUAUCAGAUUAUAUUAUAUUUUUAUACGACACUCUAAGAUUCGAAAUUUACUAUUUUGAAAGAAUUCAUCUUAGACGACGUACACAACAAAACAAAAAGCUAAAAGAAACAAAUUUAAUGUUACAUGCCAUCUAGCCAAAAAAAAGAAAACGUAAUUCGAACCAUAAAAAUAGAGUUUUAAAAAGAGAAAUCGAAUGAAAACGUUGAUAAUGCUCUAUCUAGCAAAUGAAACGAAUAGAGAAACACGCAAUUCUGUCCGCGAAAGUUUAACAAGUAUUGUUAGAAAAACAUUGAAGAAUUAAUAACAAAUAAAACAUGCAUUUUAAUCUAUAACGCAACAGUCAAAUGAGAUAGAAACAUACAAAAACAAAAUGUACGCGCGUUCGUUCCACACAUACCUAAAUAUAUAUAUAUAUUUGCAUCCGCUAGAAUCACCAUAACAAAAACACUCCACGUUAGCCAAUAAAACAUGACGAAACAAACACAACAAGAAGUAUACACAACACAAUGCAAUAGCCUUUUUCAAAUGUAUCGAAACUCAUCACGAACUCCAGUAUGGAUUCGUCGAAUAAAAAACCAAUAGAAAUCUCAUCCACCUAGACAGAACAGUGUGCUGUUGUAUCUCACAGUAACGAAUUAUACACACAUGACGCAAUAAAUGGAUAUUCGAGCACAGUUUUUACAAAACAUACAUAUUUCAAUCAGAAAAAAGACAAACCAAAUAACAAAAUGAAAAAAGAAAGAAAAAAACGAAUCGCGCAGGGGAGUAAAAUUUACGAAAAUAACACAAUUUUAAAGGCAAAAGUUACUGAAAAUAUUCAAUCAACCAACCCCACCACCAUCAUUUGAUAAACGAAAAAAAAAACAGAAAUUGCGCAGCUUAUAGCGAACACAGACUGUUAGCGAAUCGUAAAAACAAAGAAACAAAUAAUAGAAAAAAAAACAUUCAUUGAUUGUGGGUGUACCGGUUUUUAUCUGUAUAUGUGCGGUGUCCCUUUGUCCUAUCCACCAGCAAGGAGAAUAUAAACUAUUACUAAUAAACCAAUAGACAUUAAACAAACAAAAAACAAUCGAUAGCCAACAGCAAACAGAAAAAACACAGUUUUAACCAAAACGGCGCGGAUUGUCUUCUGUAGGGACAUUUUUGAAAAGUAGAAACGACACUGAAUAACAGAAAGAAUCACACACCAUUUUGAGCAUCCAUCAACCGGCAACAAACCAACACGUGCGAAGGAGAGACACACAAACACACACACAUGUUUAUAAACAAUUCUAUGAUAUUAAAAAGUAAAGAAACAAACAACAAACCUGCUAUCGUAAUUAUGGUAAAGAUAAAUGAAUAAAACAAAACCAAUAAAACUA